Molecule: messenger RNA, 981 nt
Organism: Rhodotorula graminis WP1
Lineage: Eukaryota; Fungi; Basidiomycota; Microbotryomycetes; Sporidiobolales; Sporidiobolaceae
Exons: 3
Coding region: 1-981 (326 amino acids)
Biological process (GO): cytoplasmic translation; ribosomal large subunit assembly; ribosome biogenesis
Cellular component (GO): cytosolic large ribosomal subunit
Molecular function (GO): structural constituent of ribosome; large ribosomal subunit rRNA binding
Source: RefSeq, a predicted model, not a curated record
AUGGUCCGCUCGCGCGACGAGAAGGAGGCGUACUUCGCCCGCCUCAAGGAGUACGUCGAGACGUACUCGUCCAUCUUCGUCGUCAACGUCGACAACGUCGGCUCGAACCAGAUGCACCAGAUCCGUCAGGCCGUCCGCGGCAACGGCACCAUCCUCAUGGGCAAGAACACGAUGGUCCGCCGCGCGAUCCGCCUCAUCCUCGCCGACCACCCCGACUUCGAGCGCUUCCUCCCGCUCGUCAAGGGCAACGUCGGCUUCGUCUUCACGUCGGCCGACCUCAAGGACAUCCGCGAGAUUAUCGUCUCGAACAAGGUUGCCGCCCCGGCCAAGGCCAACGCGUUCGCGCCCAACGACAUCUACGUCCCGGCGGGCAACACCGGCAUGGAGCCCGGCAAGACCUCGUUCUUCCAGGCGCUCAACAUCCCGACCAAGAUUGCCCGUGGUACCAUCGAGAUCACGUCGGACGUCCACCUCGUCCAGGCCGGCAACAAGGUCGACGCGUCGCAGGCGACCCUCCUCAACAUGCUCGGCAUCUCGCCGUUCACGUACGGCAUGAAGAUCAUCUCGAUCUUCUCGGACGGCCAGCUCUUCCCCGAGUCGGUCCUCGACGUCAACGAGUCGGAGCUCGUCGAGCGCUUCCUGUCGGGCGUCAAGGCCAUCGCCGCCAUCUCGCUCGCGCUCAACUACCCGACCCUCGCGUCGGUCACCCACUCGCUCGUCAACUCGUACAAGAACCUCCUCGCCAUCGCGCUCGAGACCGACGUCACGUUCGAGGCCGCCGAGGCCCUCAAGGAGCGCCUCGCCAACCCGGAGGCGUUCGCCGCCGCCGCGCCGGCUGCUGCCGACGAGUCGAGCUCGGCUGCCCCGGCCGCCGACGAGAAGAAGGAGGACGAGGAGGAGUCGGACGACGACAUGGGAGCCCGCGACCCGCACCGCUCGGCACUCGCGACACUGCCGCCUCCUCGACCGCGACCCGCCUAA